Messenger RNA from Styela clava, 4393 nucleotides. RefSeq names its product glutamine-rich protein 2-like. Lineage: Eukaryota; Metazoa; Chordata; Ascidiacea; Stolidobranchia; Styelidae. The record is from RefSeq and is a predicted model, not a curated record.
AGCCUAAAAUCCCAAAAACAAGCAAGGAAAAUAAAACUUUCGCUCACAUCCAUUACAAUGAUGGUAAAAUAAAAAAGAUUCUAUAAUUCAAGAGCUUCUGUAUUGCAACAAUGGAAGUGGAAAAAACUUAUACAGAAAAAACUUUAAAUGAACUGGUUUAUUUGGCACUGGGAACUCCAGAGGUUGGAGCAGUCAACUUUAACAUUUUACAAUCUUUACUUUUAUCACUCCUUGAUAAAUUGAAUUUGCAAGAUGCAAAAGCUUCAAUCAAUACAGAUCAAAUACCUCAACUGGAAGCAACAGAAAGUAAUACUUCUGCAAGAAAAUCAACUUCGUUGGAAGAAAUUGAUAAAAAAGUAUCAAAAAUUGAGAGUCAACUCACUGUUCUCAAUUCAUUACCAAGCAAUGAACAAAUUCUUGGAAAAACAAAAUCUGGAACUGCAAUAUCACCAGUAGCUGACAUCUGGCAACAUAUGCAAUUACAGAAAAAAGUUCAAAGUAACGAAGAAGGAGUUACAAGGGCCAAUUCAUUGCUUGAUGACUUAUUGAAAGAAAUCAAAAAAUUACGAGAUGAUCAGAAAAAUUUCAAUGAUCAGAUUUCAAAAAUAUGGGAAGAAAUAGCAAAGUCUGGUGAUAUGUCCGAUAUUCUGCAGCGCUUGAGUAAUUUGGAAGAUUACAAUGAAAAAAUCAAGAAAAUUGAAGAAGAAUUGGCCGAGUUAUCAGCAAAAUUAUCUGGAUAUCCUGACGCAAGUGAAUUUGAGAAUUACAUAACAUGGCCUGUGUUAGAAGAAGCUCUCAGUCAACAUAUGAAAAAGAUGGAGGAACUACAGGCUGUAGCAAAGCAGAUUUCACCGGUAUUAAGCGAACCAAGUCCCACAAGUUCAAGAUUGAGUUCUGCUAAAGAAAGAUUCCCACAGGCGACAGAAAUGCUUGAACGUAUUGGUGCCCUCAAUGAAAAACAUGUCGUUCUUGAGGGAAGAGUUGAUGGCAUAGAGGAUGUAUUGCCCACGAAAGCAGAUAAGUCAGACUUGGAAGGCUUAGGAGGUUCUGCGGACAUUCCAGAAGAUUUACUCGACCAAUUAAAUCAAUUGAAAGAUAUGAUUGCCCAAUUGGAGAAAGAUAGAGAUCAGGCCACAGAUAUGAUGAAAAUGCAGCAGGACAGUAUAGACAGUAUUUUGAGUUUCAAAGGCAGUAGUUCUAUGUCAGAUGGAGAAAGUUCAGGUUACGAGUCAUCCAGCGGUGCAUCCGCAACCGACUUGAGAAAAUUAGAGCUUGCUUGUCAAAGACUUGGACAGAAAAUGAACAGCCAUAUUAAGCAAUUGCAACAAGAGGAUGAGAAACAGGAUGGCAAGACUAGUGAGGUCCGAGCAAUCGUUGACGGUAUUGUUAACCAAAUCCAUCAAAUUGACAAAAAAAUUGCUGAAUUAGCAGAUUUACAGAAAGCGUUAAACAAAGCAAUGCAACAGAUUCAGUCGCAACAAAAAUCAAUGAAGGUUACUCAUGUUACCGAAGUGAAAGAAGUCGAGGCUCCAGUUCAUGUCUCUAAGCUUAAGAAACAGGAAUCGAGUGCUAUUACUGGAAUCCAAACGGCUUUGCUCAAUCUUCAAGCGGAAAUGGAAAAACUAACCAGACUUGUGAAUACUGCAUUAGAUGAACAUGAAGUCAAACAAAAACAUAUUGAUACAUUGUAUGGCCAUGUGGAAAAAUUGGAUGAGAACAAAGCUGACAAAGAAAACGUGAAAUUGAGAAUCGAUGUGAAAGCAGACAAACAAGCAUUGGAGACAAAAGUAAAUCGAUCUGACUUUGAUACAACGACGUCAGAAAUUACUAAAAAUUUGGACGAUUUAUUAGAAAAAAUAUUAGGACAAGAAUCUCAAUGGCAGAAGCAAGUGAACAAAUUAUCUGCUGAAGUCGAUGGGAAGUUGGAUCGAAUGGAAUUAGAAAGCUUAAAACAACAUCUAGAAAACAGAAUGAAAGCAAUGAAGAAAUUAUUGGAAAAACAUCAACCACAAGAUGUUUACCAAGAAGGAGAUGAAGCUGCAGGAUUUAGAAAACAAUUAAUACAAAGUUAUCAUUGUAUUUCUUGUGAUAGACCAGUUGAAAUGACUCCUGCUGGGCCGAUUCCAUCUAUACCAGCGACGGCUGGACUUCCUGCCACCAAAUCAGUGCGGCCGUACACAUCAUUCGAACUUGAUCAAAUCCGACAGCAAGCAAAAGGCCAAAUGCCAGUUGGUCGUAACUCGACUAAUUUCCGUGCCGCGCUGGAAGAAAGAGAAAUGUCAAGACUUCGUAAACUGGAUGAACUGGCUUAUAAAACACAUUAUCCACACGGAGAUCCACAAUUUUCACGACAGCAUCAUGUUGAGGCAGAAGAGCUUGAAUAUGUGAUGCCUUCAGGCAGAAGCUGUGGGGGUGGAUACACGUUAACUUAUCCCCAUAGAAGAUACACAAGACUAACACACCUGAGUGAACUUUGGCAAGAUGAGGAAGCAAUAAUCGAUGGAGCAAAAGAAGAAGUUGAAUUGCAGGGACAUGACGGACAUAUUUAUAGAGGAAGACUUCCAAUACUCCAACUACAACAACAUCUUUCUGGCAAAAGUCUAACCGCGCCUGACAGUGGUUACAAUGGACCAAUGUCUAGGAAAGGAAUUCAGCCCCGUCCUAGUUCUGCUCGAUUACCUGCCCGACCCUCAAGUGGACGCAGGACUCCAUCUUCGACGACAGAAAGACCAAGAACUGCUGGACGAUCACCGUCACAUGUAACUGUAGGAACUCAAGACAGACAAAAAUCUGCAGAAACAUUCGGAGGUCAACUUUCAGUGACAACAAUCACAGAUUAAACUAACAAUUGUAGAAUAGUUUUUUUUCUUUUUCAAUGAACUUGUAGCAAAUUUAAUAUUAUUUUUUUAUAUACUCAAUAUGACAGGUACCCCUUUAAUAGUGAAAAACCCUAUAUCACCUUUAGUUUACUAAUGGUCGUGUAUGGUUGGAAUUAAAUUUUGAUUUGAAGUUUUCCUUUUUUUGCCCAAAAUCUCAUUUUUGAAAAGGUACCGUCAUAUUUUAUUCUCACUACACACAGAAAAAAGCAGUGUUUAGUUUUAGUUCAAUUUUUUCUCGUAUGUUUUUUAUUGAAAAUUUUUUAGUAUUUGUCUUUUUUCAAAAGAUAUAUAUUCAAGAAUAUAUAAUAACAAAUAAAACACACUGUCAUCAGCUUUUUUACGCUAAACAUACAACGUACUUCUACGUAUGGCGCCUGCCAGUGUUAAAUUUUAUAAGCUUACAUUUUUUAUAAUGCAAUGAAGUUAUCGGUACAUAAUAUUAUAUAAAACGUCUGUGAAUUUGGAUUGUAUACUUUUAAUUUUGAACAUGGGCCAGAGUUAAAAUGUACUAUUCUGGCAUAUUUCAUGUAUGGUCCAUAUAUUUUCUGAUUGAGAUAUGAAGCCUGAUUUUUACCCGUCCUUUUUAUUGCAAUAGUACACAGCCUAUUUAAAUUGAAGGUUUACGCACUGCGAUUUUUUUUUUCAAUUUUUUUCUGCCGUCCGACCUAGUACUAUAAAGACUGAUAGCUAUUUAGCGGUCUUUUAAUUAUUCAAUUUGCUAGCAAUUUAUGAAUCAGUGACAAAAUUUAAAACCAUCUUGGGGUAGAGGGCAUAGCAUAGGAAAGCAUGUAGGAGCAUAAAAAGGUUGAUUUGUUUUAGGGUUGAAUAUUUGCCAAAUUAAAUAAAAAUACUAUUCAUGGAAAAUAUACUAAAUUUGAUAACUCAAACUGUGGUUAUUAUAUGACAUAAUAAUAUACUCAAGCCUAUAAUAAUUUCUGCAAUUGAACAUAGCAUAUUUCGAAUACUUGAUUGAAUUAUAUUAAUUAGCUAAUUUGUUAGAUCUCAAUUAAAAAAAAAAUUUUUUUUCUAUGAAAUUCAAUUUUGUUUAUGUAGUUAGAUUAAUUUAUAUAAUAUGCUUCCAUUUAUAAACCCUAUUCUCAGAACUGUAGUUUUUUAGAGUUUUCCUAUUUCUUUUUCUAUCUAAUAUAAACGAAUAUGAAUUUUGUAAAUAAUAUUUUUAUGAUUAAUUGCAUGAUUCUAUGAUUUUACUAUUCUUAUUCCACGUCCCAAAUUUUUAUCAAAAAAAUAAAAACACAUUUUUUUUAAUAUUUAUGGAGAUAUAUUAGCAAUAUAAAAAAUUGGGGUAUUCAGUACACAUGCGCAACUUUUAAAUAAUUAUAUUUCGAUUGAAAAAAGCUUGCUUUCGCAGGACAAAUUUGACAAAUAACUUUAACAAAUGAUGGUCAAAAAUAUCAUCUUGUAAAAAAAACUUGCUCUUGUAGUGAAUAAGUAAAGUUCAGAAAACAAAUUUAACAAAUGAUGAUAAAAUUCAAUUUUGGGUGAAAAGCUUGCUU